Onychostoma macrolepis is the source of this 2086-nucleotide messenger RNA. RefSeq names its product cortexin-1. The coding region runs from base 731 to 997 and encodes 88 amino acids. The transcript is spliced from 5 exons. Lineage: Eukaryota; Metazoa; Chordata; Actinopteri; Cypriniformes; Cyprinidae. The record is from RefSeq and is a predicted model, not a curated record.
GCAUGGAUUACUUGGAUUGUUACCGACAUCUGGGGCCUGUACCAUGAAGCCGGUUUAGCAGGCUAGCCAGGCAAUGUGAUCAUCAGAUGGAGAGCUUGCAGCCCUGAAAGUCAUCUGCUGACUAAAACAAACAUUUUGUGUGGCAUAAUGUAAGUCUUCAAAUAAAAGAGGAAUCAGCUGCCAGCACACACAUCCAGUGCUAAUAAAGUCAGAGGGAGCCCGAGCCUGUAUGUACUGCUGAUGAACAUGGAGGGAAACGCUGGGAAAACCAUCCCAUCAAAGUGCUGACCUGUCGACCAGGCCUUGAAGUGAAGUUUUACUAGAGCCAUUCACUGUAACACAGCCUGUGGGCUUUAAUAUUCCUCACAGAUCUGCUCUUCUCGUGUCCUGCUUAAGAGAGCGGCGUUUCCUGUCACGUUCCGGCUGGAAAUAGCUGCUUUUCUCCAUCCGAGCUUUCAGCAAUUAUCUCAGACACCUGAAUAUGAAGCUGCGUGUGCAAUUAGCCACAGAAGAGCAUGUCACAGCAUGUUCUCUGUCCAUAUAAACAGCAGUGCAAGGUCUGUCUGAGCUCACUUGAAGAUGUGGACGGGGCUGGAUGUAGUUUGCAGAUUAUUGCCUCUGAGAUUUGAGCUUCGAUUGUUCUGUGAAUGGAGAUCCUGUUGCAUCGCUCUGAUUUCUCAUCGCAUCUACUUGUGAGAAACUGGACUCGUGUCAUCUCUGAACUGAAAAGAUGAGUGAAAGCUCUCUGAUGGAGUACGAGCUGCAGUCUCUGGCUCCCGUCUCGGGCCCCGGGGCCACUGCGGGGCUCCUGCUGGUUCCGGACACAGAGCAGAUCACUGCGCUUUGUUUCGUGGGACUCCUGUUGCUGUUUUUGGUGUUCCUGCUGGUGCGGUGUUUCCGGAUUCUCCUGGACCCCUACAGCAGCAUGCCAUCCUCAUCGUGGACUGAUCAUAAAGACGGUCUGGAGAGGGGACAGUUCGAUUACGCGCUGGUCUAGCUGCACUGUUACAAAACAAAAACAAAUACAACAAUCUCCCAAAACCUAUUUUGAUUAAAUUAUUUUAUUAUAAUAAUAACAUAUUAUAUCUUAUAAUUAUAUAAUAUAUUAUUAUUAUUAUAUAUAAUUAUGUGCAAUAUAAUAUUUUUAUUUUAUUUUAAUAUAUUUUUAAUUGUUUUCAUAACAUUUCCACCCCAAAAUAUUAACUAAUUGAAUGUAUAAAAGAAUAUUUUAUUAAUUAUUUCAUCAAAUUAAAUAUAUGUAAUACUAUUUUAAUUUAUUAUUUUUUAUUUUAAUGUUAUAUUUUUCAUUAUUUUCAUAACAUUUCUGCCCCAAAACUUUCAUUAGUGUAAUGCACAAAAUAAUGUUUUAAUGAAAUAAAUGCAUUUAAUUAAAAAAAAAAAAAAGAGAGAGAGAGAGAGAAAAGUAAUUUGCUUAGUUGUACUUAAUGGACUACUGAAAAUAGGGUUCAGUGUCUUUAUGCAAAAUCUUUUGUGUAUGUUUUCUUAAGAUUUUGAGAUGAAAAUAUAACCUUGACUUGUUUUUGAGAUUUAACCGCAAAACUACUGGUACCAGUGCAAUAUCGCUGAGAUUUAAGUCUUUAAAACAAGGUUUGCUUGGUUAUUUCAGUUCAAGUCACAUUAAUUUCAGUUUUAUAAUGUAAGUUUAUACUUCAGUCAAUUAUGUGGAUGAAUCGGGCAUCUGUAUUUAUUUCCCAUAGACUUACAAACUUCCUUAUUUUUUGUUGUGAAUUUCUAAUUGUCUUUACUGUGCAUGUGAAUUGGUUGGAUGGUAUUUAUUAAAAUUAUUAUUGAAUGUUUUGCAUUACGUUGUGUUAUGCGUUUGUCCACUUUGCAGGUUUUGUCAGAGAUAACUGGAGCAAAUGUGCCUUGAUUUAUUUUUGUAUCAGAAACUCUAAUGUCUUUCUGUAUUGAUUUUGUUGUGCUGUUUACAGUCGGUUUGGGAUUAGUAGGUGCUUUUUUCAUCUUGAAAGGGCAAAACUAUGUACAAACAGGGAUUUCUCUGGAAAUGUUUCUUACUCUGGAUUGUUUUUUAGCAAAGAAAUAUUUGCUCAAUAAAUGACUUUUU